AUCAGCAUCAACGUCAAGUUAUUUUGAUUUAAAAAAACAAGAAAAUAAAAUCGAAAGCCGGCCAACCACCACCAACAAAAAAAUAACCAACAACAACAAAACGAAGCAGUGUAUAUUUGUGAAUGAAGAACAAGUGUGAAUAAGAGAAGAAGAAGAGAAACAAAAAAUCUACCACUAUGGAUGCGAUAGAAAUAAAACCGACAGAGAUCAUCUGUUUACAAACGAAUGAAUCAUUAUUUGAUUUUGAUUUUAUUCGUAAAUGUUUACAUGCAUUAUUGGAAUAUAAAAAUUAUGUACAAAAAUUAUAUAAUGAAUCAAAUAUUAUUAAUGAUGAAAAAUUACGUUAUGAAUUUGAACGAAUUGAGCAAAGAUUUCAGGAAACAAUUCGUGGUAAUGAAGCAUUAUUACAACGAUAUCUACAGGAAGAUUGGGCAACGGAAGAAUUUUCAACAACAUUACAAACAUUUUGUGAUCCAAAUAUGGAUCAAUCGGAUGGAGUUACACAAGCUUAUAUUGUACAACCACAAACAGCAGCAGCCGUACAACAUGCUGUUGAUAAUAUGAAUGCUUCCAAUUAUAAUAAUCUUGGUGAAAAGAAAGAUGUAAUGGCCAUUGCAGCAGCUGAAGUGGUUAUGCAUUCAUAUCGUGAUGGUCUUUAUAUUUGCGGUUGGCCAUCAUGUGAAUAUCAGACAUCAUCGAGACGUCAUAUCAAUAAUCAUAAAUUGGUACAUACUGGUGAUGGAGAAUUCAAUUGUAGUUUUCCUGAAUGUGGUCGUCGUUUUAAAACACGUGAAGAGCUUAAUGAACAUGCAGCUGUUCAUAAUUCUGAUCAUCCAUAUCCAUGUGUUUGGCCUGGCUGUGAAUUUCGUUCACAAACACCAGCUUCAUUGAAAGCACAUAUGCGUGUUCAUAUGGAACGUAAAUUCAAAUGUGAAUGGCCUGAUUGUAAUGAAGAAUUUUCUAAGAUCACCGAAUUAACACGCCAUCGUUCUGUACAUGAUCAAAAUGGUACAAUGCAACAGAAUAAUCAAUCCAGUAGCCAACAACAGAAUCAACAACAAACGGUCCAAAUCGUACAACAACAACAACAACAACAGCAGCAGCAACAACAGCAACAGCAGCAACAACAACAAAUUCAGCAAAAUCAGACACAACAAGUAACAGUUGUCUCUCAACAUCAAUCUCAACAGCAACAGAUUGCUCAGAUAAUUACGGCAAAUGCUCAAGGACAACAGGGAACAUUACAACCGACUCAGAUUACUGGUCAAUUGCCGACUGGACAACAGGUGACAUUGAUUCAAUUACAGCAACCGCCUGCAUCAAAUGUCGGAACAGCUAUAGCGCAUAAGACGAUUGUGGCUCAACAACAAUCCGGAGGUGGAAAUGUUGGUAAUACAUCAGUGGUCGUACCUAGCACUCAACCACAGCCGAUAACGACAGCGAUUGCAGUGGCCGGAACUAAUGCGAUGAUCAACACGCAAUUGUUUCGAUGUAACAAUUCGAACUGCAGUUCAUUGUUCAGCACAUUAUAUGAUCUCAAACAACAUAUGAUGCAACAUAGCAAGGUAGAAAAACCAUUUCGUUGCAACAUUCCUAAUUGUGGAUAUUCUGCUUUGACCAAGACUCAGCUUAACGAACACAAAGAAACCCAUUCGAGUGAACGGAAUUACAUCUGUACGGUGGAGAAUUGUGGCCGUCGUUAUAAAACACGCAAAGGAUUGUGGGAUCAUUCACAUACGCAUCGACCGGACAAGCCGUUUGCAUGCACAUUUCCGAAUUGUACGUAUCGUUGUGUCAGCUCCAGUUAUCUACGUUCACAUAUGCGUGCACAUAAAGAUCAUAAUCCGAAUGCCGCCAAUAAUGCUUCCAAUACGGUGAAUGUAGCGACACAGAAUGCGGCACCACCACCACAACAACAAGUCGUUGCUAAUGCACCGCAGCAAUUUUUCGCUCCUGGAACAAUGAUUCAACAUCCCGAUGGUCAUCAAGAAUUCAUCUGCGGAGUGAUGAACUGUGGCAAAUCAUUCGAUUCACAGGGCGCUUAUCUUAACCAUGUAAAAUUACAUGCACCGAUACAGGCACCAACUCAGGUGACGCAUGCUAUUGCGGCUCCAGUUCCGCAACCACCACCACCACAACCUGCUCCACCAAAAUCACGAAGUCGUAAUCCGGAAUUGGCGAGAUUUAAAUGUGAAUUUGAAGGCUGUACAGCUGCAUAUAAAUUGAAACGUAAUCUAAAAGAUCAUAUGAUCAGGCAUACAAUCCUGGAGAAACCAUAUCGUUGUGAUUGGCCUGGUUGUGAUUAUGGUUCUUAUAAAUCAACUAAUGUUGCCAAACAUAAAUCUGUACAUUCGGAUGAACGUAAAUAUGCGUGCGAUUAUUAUAAUUGUGAAAAGAAAUUCAAAACACGUGAAGGUCUACGAAAACAUAUGCUAUCACAUCAUAAACCACCGGUGCUAAACAAUACGGUUGGUACAAUUCAACAACAACAACAACCAACGACUGCUACAGUUGUCACGAAUGCUGCAGCCAUAGUUAAUGCUAAUAAUCAAUCGAUAACAACGACAACAAUGCAGGCAAUAAAAUCGGAAGCUGUUGGCCAACAACAAUUAAAUCAACAACAACAACAGCAGCAGCAACAACAACAACCACAACAAGUAACGGUUUCUGUUUCAACCAGUUAACUUCAUGAUCAUUAAUUGAUUCAUCAAUUAUUGGAGAAUUUUUUUAAACCCUACAAAUUACGCACCCCUUCAUCAUUUUGGUCAUUUUCAAAUUUAGUUGCAUCAUAUGUCUUUUGUCAAUUCACAUCAUCAUUCAUCAUCAUUAUCGUUCAUCAUCAUAAUCAUCAUCAUCACAUAAGAUUGCCGCAAUUUGACAUCAUACAAUAACAAC
Molecule: messenger RNA, 2895 nt
Organism: Dermatophagoides pteronyssinus (European house dust mite)
Lineage: Eukaryota; Metazoa; Arthropoda; Arachnida; Sarcoptiformes; Pyroglyphidae
Biological process (GO): regulation of transcription by RNA polymerase II
Cellular component (GO): nucleus
Source: RefSeq, a predicted model, not a curated record